ACCCCCAUCAGUGAACGAUACCCUAGGAGCGUUGCCGUUGUAUGGUUAUCACCAAUCUUUAAACUUUUUCAUCAAAUGCGGAAUUCUUCAUUUUAUAUUACCAAAUCGAUCGUUUAUGAGUGCUUAUCUCACAGUCCAUUCCGACGAUGCAAUUUUUCUAGUGAUUCCGGGAUUCACAAUGUUUAACAAAGCCUCGAUAUAAAUGGGCUGUAUAUGGCAAAAGGUACUUUUAGUAUCACUGAGGAAAUUUUUUAAGUGCAACUGAUAAUGAUCCACAUAAAACUUCCAUAAUUUUAUUCCCAGGACAAGGAUCUCAUUUUGUCGGAAUGGGCAAAAAUCUUGUAAAGUUACCGAAGAUAAGGCAAAUGUUUCAAUGUGCCAAUGAAAUAUUAAGAACAGAUAUUCUUCGUAUUUGCCUUGAGGGUCCUGCUUCAAAACUAUCAAAAACCAUUCACUGUCAACCAGCUACUUUUAUAAUUUCUUUAGCAGCCCUUGUAAAGCUUCGAGAAGAAAAUGACGAGGUUUCUAUGCCAUAUAAUUCACGCUAUAUGUUUUAAGUUAAUUAGAAAUUGCGUGGGUACAGCAGGGUUUAGUCUCGGCGAGAUCAGUGCUUUAGUGUUUUCGGGUGCCCUGACGUAUGAAGAAGGUCUGCAUAUCAUUCGUGUCCGAGCAGAAGCCAUGCAAAAAGCUUGUGAUGAAAAAGCUGGAGCAAUGGUUACUGUUUUCCUCAAUCCUGGAUCCCCAUUAAAACUUUGUAUAGCAGCAGCUAUCAAUCAUUGCGAGGUUCGCCAUAAAAUCCAGAACCCUUGUUGUAAAGUUGCUAACUAUUUAUAUCCAGAUUGCAAAGUUAUCGCUGGAAAUAAAGAGGCAAUCGACUUUAUUGAAGAUCAUGCUGGUCAAUUUGGAAUACGUCGAACUAAACGAUUACCAGUUGAUGGGGCUUUUCAUACUCCUUUGAUGUUCUCUGCCCGGAAAGUUAUUGCUAAUUCACUAGAUAGGAUGGGGAAUUUCCGGAGACCUUCGAUACCUGUUAUUAGUGCCGUAGAUGUGUUACCGUAUAGAGGUACAAUGAAUAUUAAACGAAAACUUGCUAUGCAGGUUAUCCGUCCUGUAAGAUGGGAGCAAACGAUGUAUGCACUAUAUGAUCGCCCAACAGAUGUCCCUUUUCCUCGUACAAUUGAAGCCGGUCCUGGCCGACAACUUGGUGCGAUGCUGAGGAUGGUCAGCCGUGGAGCAUUUGAUGGUUACAGCUCUAUAGACGUGUAGAUAUUGUCAUUCUCUUCAGUUGCAUUUAAUGUGUACCCAUGUAUAUACCAACCAACGUGUACAGCUAAACAAAAUAUAUUAGCAAAUUAAACUCAAUGAUUUUAUUUGCGGAUAAAUGAUUUAGUAAUGUAAUAAUUUUUUAGAGGUGUAGUUUACUCGUGAUUUAUUUUUUCACCUUUAUAAGUUACGAUAUUCUUUUCAGUUUCCCAUAUUUUGACUUCGUAAAGUAAAUUAUUAGGGAUAGCAUUGACUAAUUGUGACCAUAUGAAAACUGCUAGGUUUUCCGUAGUUGAUACAAUACUAUUCUUUUUAAAAUAUUCAACAUCUUCAUCUAUAUUUUUAUGAUCUAAUAGGUCGAGGACAUGUUUUUGAACAACUGAUUUCAAGUCACUUAUGUUCAUAAUCAUACCGGUUCUUUGAUCGAUAGGUCCUGAAACUGUGACUUCUAAUUUGUAAUUAUGACCAUGUCCCAUUGGAUUAUUACAUUUUUGAAACAGUUU
Molecule: messenger RNA, 1766 nt
Organism: Schistosoma mattheei
Lineage: Eukaryota; Metazoa; Platyhelminthes; Trematoda; Strigeidida; Schistosomatidae
Source: the annotation of a GenBank genome assembly